GACACGGAGGACCAUCCUUAUUGUGGCUGACCCUGAAGACUACAGACUGACAUACAAACAGUGAUACUGGCAGGCUAAUGGCAGCCUGUCUGCUAUCUCUCAAGAGCCCGCUGCUGAUGACCUGGGACAUAGUGGGAAGGAAAAAGUGUUGAUCAGCUUGCUGUAGAGGAAUGUGCCAAAGCUGUGGUGCGUGGUGGAUCGGCUCAGUGUCACCAGGCAAAUAGACUGAAGUGCUUUUGCUGCCAGUUACUACAUUUACUGUGCUUUCGUUGGGGAAGGCCACUUCGCAUCAGUCUCCAUGGACUUGCUGCAGGAAUCCAGUCAAACCAUGCUGGGUCUGAACGCCCGCUUGAAGGGCUUCUUGGAGCAGGUGAACAGGCUCCAGGAGGCCAACCGGCAGCUGGAGGCUCAGAUAGCCGACUGGGGCAUCAGGAGAGCUUCACGCUCCUCGGACUGGUCCCGACAGGAACAGAAUGUGAAGGAGCUCCGUGCCCAGGUUGGUAAACUACUGGUGGAGAAUGCUCAGCUGGCAUUACAGUCUGACAGCAUGAAGUCCAGAGCUGCUGCCAUCCAGGCCAGGUGUGAGACAGAAGAGCAAAACACCCGGCGUCUGGAGCAACAGGUGGCUCUGCUCCGGGAGUCAAAGAGGAAGGCAGAUGAGAGCAGCAUGGAGCUGCAAGCAGAAUUUCACCGCUCCAUGACAGAGCUGCAGGAGAUGCACCGGGAGUUUGAGGCAGCCCAGGCUCUGCAGCUACAGCGGGCCGGUUCUUGCGAUGUCCUGUUAGCAACAACCACCGCAGCAGCAGGAGGGGAGGAGGAGGAUGGCAGAGGGAUGGAGCUCACCCAGCUCCUCGACCAAAUCAGAGCGCAGUGCGACCAUAACAGACUUCCCGGCCCUGGAGAGAGACACCACGCCCUGGGUGCCAUCUCAAAUCCACCUCCUGGCUUGGUUGGGCCUAGCCGCUCUGGAGCUGGAGCAGCAGCAGCAUCCAGAACACACAGAGGAGCUGUCAGUGAGGAAGAGGCAGCGUGGGCUCAGGUGAGCCUCGGUGGCGCUGCCCUGAGGGAGGCGCGGGCCGAGCUAGCUCAGGCCAGGAAGCAGUGGAACUCCCUGCAGGUGGAGAUUGAAACCCUGCAUGCCUUGGAGAAAGGCCUGGAGAGCUCCUUGCAGCACACCCAGCGGAUGUACUCCAGCCAGCUGCAGGACCUUUCCAAGGUGAUUGUCGGGCUGGAAAGUGAGCUGGAGCAGGUGAGGGGUGGGCUGGCCACCCAGCGCCACCGCCACAGCCAGCUCCUCAACACCAAGAUGAGGCUGGAGCAAGAGAUCGCCACUUACCGACGUCUGCUGGAGCAUGAAGAGGGCAGGUACAUGGGUCGUGAUGGGGAGCCAAUGGGUCUGCGACCCUGGAGGUCUUCUGUGGUGGAGCCCAAGGAGAGUGGGCUGGAGAACGGUUUCAGUGACCUUGCUGUUACUCCGGAUGAACCUAAGUCUGAGCCUCUACCUGAAAUACCGUCACUCCUCCCAGCAGAGAAUGGGCUAAAGAAAGGCAUACUGCAUAGACAGCAAAGCCUUGUGAUACUCACAGAACCAGAGCAAGAUAAAGACUUGCCAAUCUCCACUGUGAAGACUCAGGAGAUUCUUCAGGGCAAUGUUGUGCGAGAGAGUGCAGAAGGUCACGGCACUAUUGAGACAGAGAAGAUUGACAAGGUGAUAAAACAGUGGGAGGGCUCCUUCUUCAGAGGGAAUCCCAAGCUGCGGAAGAAGUCGGUGUCACUGCGCUUCGACCUGCACAUGGCUGCAGCAGAUGAGGGGUGUGCCCAGACUAAACAGGACAGCCUCCCUGACGUGGAGGUGCGUCUCAUCAUGAAGAGAUCUCGCAGCAUCCCGACUAUCACACAGUAACUCUGUCAGCAGAUGUCAGAGUGACUACUGGUUUGCAGCUGUUUGUGGUAGUACAGGUGAUGCUGAAGUUACAGAAAUAGCAUCUGUGUCACUGUCAUCUGGGAUAUUGCCAUCCAUCAUGCUUAAUAUGAAUUUAAAACUGUAACAUUCACUGAACUUUGCAUCGCGGCUGAUGACUGAAACUGAGAUUUCUCUCAUCAAAUUGUGACUUUGGCAGGAGAAGCAUCACCCAUCAGGCUUUCGUGCUGAUCUAAUGGGGCCAUUUUUAUAGUGUCAGAAAGCCACUUCAAAUAUAUCAAAUGUACAUUCAUUACAUAAUCGAGGAUAACAAUUUAAUAUGCAAACUAAUUUCUCCGUCAUCUUUCUAGAUGAAGAAAAAGUGUCUCUCAACACUUAUUAUUUCAGUAUGAGGUCACUGGACAAAAGAGAUUGUAUCGACCAUAUGACUUUGCUUAACUACAGCAUUUAAUUCCAAUUAACACUUGUUACAGGAAACUGAGUGCACAGAUAGAUGGAGAUAAAUGGAGGUGUAGAGUCACAGAUCACUAUGAGCUGCCGUGAACUAUCAAAGGGUAGAUUUUUUUAAUUUUCUGUAAGGGCCUGUAAGGGACUGUGCAGGAAUUAUUGGGAGGAGGGCUCAGCAAAGGGGGAGAAUUGGGGGGUGUCCUAGGUAUUUUAAUGUUAUCUCAUUUUUCACAAUACUAUCACAACUCCCACUUCCACUUUAUUUUGUAUCUUAACAGAAGGCAGAACUACAGUAAAAUAGCAUGUACAAAAAUGUAAAUGUGCCAUAUAAAGUGACAAUGGAAGCAAAAAUAAAGAGUUUUUAGAAUAUUUGGUGAAAUAGUCAGUAGAAUACUGAAAAUUUGGUAAAUAACUUUGUUAGGUUUGCUGUAAGUGGCAAUUAAUAAUUCCACUACACUAUUGAAGAAUUUGAAGGCUAUAUUCCAUUACAGAGCGACUUUACAGUAAAUCCACUUUUUUGAGUUAGUGAAAAACACGCACAGUCACUUUAUUGCACUAUUGAUCCUCACUCAAUUUUACAAUGUUCAUUACAACAGAAGUUAUUUUCCUCUGCCCCAAAACUACCAGGCAAUUUCACGUUCACCUCCCAUCCCCACUACCCUGACAUAUAAAUACAGCACUCACCUGUCAGCAGUGUGAACUGUAUGGAGUAUAAAAUAUUGCAAGCAUGCUGCUGAGAUUAAUAGUAGUAGGAAUAUUACAGUAGUAGAAAUACUACCUCUACGACUAAGCUGGUAGUUUAAACUGGAGAACACGAUCUUAAAUUCUUUGUGCACUUUUUGUUAUUAAUGGCUAAAUGCAUUGCACCAGUCCCCACCUAAAUAAUUUUUUGUACAGUCCCUAAAUGCUUGCACUGCAGACACUUACAGCACUUAGAAGAACAUCAGCACUGAGAGAUAUCCAGGAUGUGUGUACUUUGAGGGUCUUUGUCAUUGCAGUUCAUUCUCUGUGUGGACAAAAAAAUAUCUUGCAACUCAAACUAAUAAUAUAGCUAUAUUUUAUGAUGCAUUAUCCCUAAAAAACAGCUCACUGUGAUCAUAGCAGCAGUGAGGCUCUUAACACUCCCCAUGUCUCAGAGAAUAUAGAUUACUUGUCUCAACCAGAGGAGGGCAGUAUUUGUAAAUAGUUAACACUGCAGUGUAUCUUCAGUCCUAAACUCGGGUUGUGUAACACAUGCUAUCUGUUACACCUUAGAUUAAGAGUUUUUAUGCUAAGUUGAGUUUGAGUUGGCACCAAAGAUAUAAAACAUUAGAAAUGGACCAUUGUGCAUUGCAUUUGGGUGCCUCAGAAUAUGUUGAGAAUAUUUAAAGGUAUUAUCUAUGCAGUUCUGUGAUUGAUUUUGCUUUGCUUCAUGAAGCACACUCUUCAUUUUGGGAGCUCUGUAACUUCAAAAUGAAGCACUAUGCUUUUAUCUUACAAUGUAUAAUUUAAAAUA
Molecule: messenger RNA, 3863 nt
Organism: Xiphias gladius (swordfish)
Lineage: Eukaryota; Metazoa; Chordata; Actinopteri; Istiophoriformes; Xiphiidae
Gene: krt222
Product: keratin 222
Exons: 10
Coding region: 299-1903 (534 amino acids)
Source: RefSeq, a predicted model, not a curated record